GUAGUAUAUAUACACGGGCUCUGUGCAACCACAAACUUGUCUGCGCACACAUUUGCUCAGAUUUGCUGACAGAGCUUCGCUACUCUGCCCCAAGGCACACAUCAUCCUUGCACCGUUAACUCGUUUCAACUAGCAUCAUGGCCAAGAACGUAUUCGGCAUCAUCAUUGACGAUGAGAUCAUGCGCUCGCUUGUCGAGUUCUCGGACGACAACAAGCCAAUCACUCAGGCCGAUCGUGCCAAGGAGGCCCUGCGCUCCAAGAACUCCCAGGAGAAGGACACCGACGUCACGCGCUACGUUGACAAUCUGAAGGCUCAGUAUGACGGCAACCGUUCAACGAGGGUCGUCUUCUAUAACGCGACCGGCGCCACGCUGGAGCUGGUGACCACCAAGGACUGGCACGGCCACAUCGGCGCCGCGCCGGUGCCCCUCACCGUGCACAACGGCCAGUGGGCUGGCUUCCUGCACGUAAAGACCGGCGGUGCCGCCGUCGGCUCCACUGGCGCCGUGGUGUACCGGGCCACGGUCCUGGACGGCACCAAGCACGACUUCAUGCUGGCGUGGAGCAACCCCUUUGCCCGCGGCAGCUGGGACAAUGCGGUGUACGCCGAGGUGCGCGCCGCCGGCCACUUCACUGAGCCCGGCAUCUGGGACGUCAUCUCCGACAUCAUCGACAAGCGCGCCGACCCCGCCUUCGGCCCUGACGGCCAGCGCUGGAUCGAGACGCCCAACGACAAGGGCCGCGGCAAGAUGACCAUCUCCACGGGCUCCGACAACUUGCCCAUCGUUGAGGCCGUGCUCACGCUGCAGGACCUCGAGUAAGCUAGGAGCACCUAGCUAGCUAGUGCCUUGGCAGCGACGCAGCGCGGUUUUGUAGAGGCAUAGCCUGUUCAUGGGCGGAAAGAUGUUGCGGUGUGCGGUAGUGACUCCGAAUUUCUCUGCUCUGCAUCAUUUGCCGCCGCACAUACUGUACAGUAUGGUCACAGCCCACUCCUUAGCGCUGCUCGAUGCGUAGAGCCAUAUGGCAUGCAUGUUUUAUAUCGGCACAUAGGUUGUACAUAGGGACCGCCGCGGCAGCCCCAUGAGUUGUGCGGGGAUUGUGCCCCGGCGGCCCUUGCAUAUGCCCUUCAGAAAGUCAGACAGAAAGUUUGUCGUUGCAUGGACACGAUUUGAAUGUGUGCUGCCAUGCGUGUGGAAACUAAAGGGAAUCUAACAGGCUGCGUGAUGCCUCGGGCGAACGCACGAGCCAAGUUGUAUCCUGCUAUGUCCGCACGUGCGCAUGUAACACAGCAUCCGCGG
Molecule: messenger RNA, 1298 nt
Organism: Chlamydomonas reinhardtii
Lineage: Eukaryota; Viridiplantae; Chlorophyta; Chlorophyceae; Chlamydomonadales; Chlamydomonadaceae
Exons: 3
Coding region: 138-821 (227 amino acids)
Source: RefSeq, a predicted model, not a curated record